Pipistrellus nathusii (Nathusius's pipistrelle) is the source of this 3192-nucleotide messenger RNA. Lineage: Eukaryota; Metazoa; Chordata; Mammalia; Chiroptera; Vespertilionidae. The record is from the annotation of a GenBank genome assembly.
AUGGUGUGGCGGAGCCCAGUUGGGCGGCUGCGGAGGCGGCAGCGGGAGCCCGACUGCGGAGGCGCUCCUCCUCUGGCCAAGGCCAUGGCCCCGCGGCUGCAGCUGGAGAAGGCCGCCUGGCGCUGGGCGGAGACGGUGCGGCCCGAGGAGGUGUCGCAGGAGCACAUCGAGACCGCCUACCGCAUCUGGCUGGAGCCUUGCAUCCGCGGCGUGUGCAGACGAAACUGCAAAGGAAACCCAAAUUGCUUGGUUGGGAUUGGUGAGCAUAUUUGGUUAGGAGAAAUAGAUGAAAAUAGUUUUCAUAACAUUGAUGAUCCCAAUUGUGAGAGGAGAAAAAAGAACUCAUUUGUGGGCCUCACUAACCUGGGAGCUACUUGUUAUGUCAACACAUUUCUUCAAGUCUGGUUUCUCAACUUGGAGCUUCGGCAGGCGCUGUACUUAUGUCCAAGUACCUGUACUGACUACAUGAUGGGAGAUGGCAUCCAGGAAGAGAAAGAUUAUGAGCCUCAAACAAUUUGUGAGCAUCUCCAGUACUUGUUUGCCUUGUUGCAAAACAGUAAUAGGCGAUACAUCGAUCCAUCGGGAUUUGUUAAAGCCUUGGGCUUGGACACAGGGCAACAGCAGGAUGCCCAAGAAUUUUCAAAGCUCUUUAUGUCGCUUUUGGAAGAUACUUUGUCUAAACAAAAGAAUCCAGAUGUGCGGAACAUUGUCCAACAGCAGUUCUGUGGGGAAUAUGCUUAUGUAACUGUUUGCAGUCAGUGUGGCAGAGAGUCUAAGCUUUUAUCAAAGUUUUAUGAACUGGAGUUAAAUAUCCAAGGCCACAAACAGUUAACAGAUUGUAUCUCGGAAUUUUUGAAGGAAGAAAGACUAGAAGGAGACAAUCGAUACUUCUGUGAAAACUGUCAAAGUAAACAGAAUGCAACGAGGAAGAUCCGACUGCUAAGCCUUCCUUGCACUCUGAACUUGCAGCUCAUGCGUUUUGUCUUUGACAGGCAAACUGGACAUAAGAAGAAGCUGAAUACCUACAUUGGCUUCUCAGAGCUUUUGGAUAUGGAGCCGUAUGUGGAACAUAAAGGUGGAUCCUAUGUGUAUGAACUCAGUGCAGUUCUCAUACACAGAGGAGUGAGUGCUUAUUCCGGCCACUACAUUGCCCACGUGAAAGAUCCACAGUCCGGCGAAUGGUAUAAGUUUAACGAUGAAGACAUAGAAAAGAUGGAGGGGAAGAAAUUACAACUAGGGAUUGAGGAAGAUCUAGCAGAACCUUCCAAGUCCCAGACACGUAAACCGAAGUGUGGCAAAGGAACUCACUGCUCUCGGAAUGCAUACAUGUUGGUUUAUAGACUUCAGACUCAAGAAAAGCCCAAUACGUCUGUCCAGGUACCAGCCUUUCUUCAAGAGCUGGUAGAUCGGGAUAAUUCCAAGUUUGAAGAGUGGUGUGUUGAAAUGGCCGAGAUGCGUAAGCAAAGUGUGGAUAAAGGCAAAGCAAAGCACGAAGAGGUUAAGGAGCUGUACCAAAGGUUACCUGCUGGAGCUGAGCCCUAUGAGUUUGUCUCUCUCGAGUGGCUGCAGAAGUGGCUGGAUGAGUCGACACCUACCAAGCCUAUCGAUAACCACGCCUGCCUUUGUUCCCAUGACAAGCUGCAUCCCGAUAAAAUAUCCAUCAUGAAGAGGAUAUCCGAAUAUGCAGCUGAUGUUUUCUACAGUAGAUACGGAGGAGGACCGAGGCUCACUGUGAAAGCCCUGUGCAAGGAAUGUGUAGUAGAACGCUGUCGGAUGUUGCGUCUGAAGAACCAACUAAAUGAAGAUUAUAAAACUGUUACUAAUCUGCUAAAAACAACAAUAAAGGGCGAUGGCUUUUGGGUGGGAAAAUCGUCCCUGCGCAGCUGGCGCCAGCUGGCUCUUGAGCAGCUCGAUGAGCAAGAUGGUGACGCAGACCAAAGCAACGGAAAAAUGAACGGCAACACCUUGAAUAAAGACGAAUCAAAGGAAGAAAGAAAAGAAGAGGAGGAGGAAUUAAAUUUUAAUGAAGACAUUCUGUGUCCACAUGGGGAGUUGUGCAUCUCUGAAAACGAAAGGCGGCUUGUCUCUCCAGAGGCCUGGAGCAAACUGCAGCAGUACUUCCCUAAGGCGCCCGAGUUCCCCAGUCACAAAGAAUGCUGUUCGCAGUGCAAGAUUUUAGAAAGAGAAGGGGAAGAAAACGAAGCCUUACAUAAGAUGAUUGCAAAUGAGCAAAAGACUUCGCUCCCGAAUCUAUUUCAGGACAAAAGCAGACCUUGUCUUAGUAACUGGCCAGAGGAUACAGAUGUCCUCUACAUUGUGUCACAGUUCUUCGUAGAAGAAUGGCGGAAAUUUGUCAGGAAACCUACGAGGUGCAGCCCCGUGUCGGCGGUGGGAAAUAGCGCCCUUCUGUGUCCCCACGGCGGGCUCAUGUUCACCUUCGCUUCCGUGACCAAAGAAGAUUCUAAACUUAUAGCUCUCAUAUGGCCCAGUGAGUGGCAAAUGAUACAAAAGCUGUUUGUUGUGGAUCAUGUAAUUAAAAUCACAAGGACUGAAGUGGAAGACGCAAAUCCUUCAGAAACACAGUAUAUUUCUGAGCCCAAGCUCUGCCCGGAAUGCAGAGAGGGCUUACUGUGCCAACAGCAGAGGGACCUGCGUGAAUACACUCAAGCCACCAUCUAUGUCCAUAAAGUCGUGGAUAAUAAAAAGGUGAUGAAGGAUUCCGCUCCGGAGCUGAAUGUGAGCAGUUCCGAAACAGAGGAGGAUAAGGAAGAAGCUAAGCCAGACGGAGAAAAGGACCCAGAUUUUAAUCAGAGCAACGGAGGAACAAAAAGGCAAAAGAUAUCGCAUCAAAAUUACAUUGCCUUUCAAAAGCAAGUUAUUCGACGGAGUAUGCGACAUAGGAAAGUUCGUGGCGAGAAAGCACUUCUUGUUUCUGCUAAUCAGACAUUGAAAGAAUUGAAAAUUCAGAUCAUGCAUGCAUUUUCAGUGGCUCCUUUUGACCAGAAUCUCUCCAUUGAUGGAAAGGUUUUAACUGAUGACAGCGCCACCCUCGGCACCCUUGGAGUCAUUCCAGAGUCUGUCAUUUUGUUAAAGGCUGAUGAACCAAUCGCUGAUUAUGCUGCAAUGGAUGAUGUCAUGCAAGUGUGUAUGCCAGAAGAAGGGUUUAAAGGUACUGGUCUCCUUGGACAUUAA